This is a messenger RNA of Hydractinia symbiolongicarpus, 1125 nucleotides long. RefSeq lists its product as uncharacterized. The coding region runs from base 1 to 1125 and encodes 374 amino acids. The record is from RefSeq and is a predicted model, not a curated record. The transcript has 3 exons. NCBI's taxonomy places the organism in Eukaryota, Metazoa, Cnidaria, Hydrozoa, Anthoathecata, Hydractiniidae.
AUGUUAAGUUUAUUCGAAGCAAGACAUUGGCGCAAGAGUGACGCAAGAACGACGCAAGCCGUUCACAUUUGCGCAAGGAUUAAUAAGAAAGAUUUUAACAAGAUGGACGACGAAGACCUUCUGAUAUAUCUUGGCUACAUACUUUUAAAACGAAGUUCUCGAAGAGAAGCUGAAAGGAAAGCUCGAAAAAAAAGAUCAAUUUGGGUUAGGCAAAUUUACAAACAAAGAGAAGAAUGUGGUAUAUAUCAUACCCUGGUACAAGAAAUGGCUUUGGGGGAUCGAGAAUCCUAUUUCAAGUUUAUGAGAAUGUCCCCGGAAUCUUUCCAGUACCUGUUGAAUGUUAUCGGACCAGAAAUCUCCAAAAAAGACACGAAAUUUCGUAAAGCUAUCUCAGCAUCAGAAAGACUUUGUCUUACAUUACAUUAUCUUGCCUAUGGAGGAAGUCAGCAGUCAUUAGGCUUUUCAUUCCGUAUAGCAAAAUCAACUAUAAGCAGUAUUGUAAACGAAACAUGUUCAGCUAUUUGGAAUUGUCUUAAAGAACAAUAUUUGCGCCCUCCAAAAGCUUUGGAUGAAUGGAAGAAAAUUGCUCAGGACUUUAAUGACAUGUGGGAUCUACCACAUUGCAUUGGUGCCAUAGAUGGAAAACAUAUCAGAAUGGAAGCACCAAUAAAUAGCGGAUCCCUAUAUUACAAUUAUAAAGGGUUUUUUAGUAUCAUCUUGAUGGCAAUAUGUGAUGCUCGCUACGUAUUUUCAUUUGUUGAUAUCGGAGAUUACGGUUCAAACAAUGAUAGCGGUGUUUUCCGUAGAUCAGCAAUUGGGAAAUCGUUUUUUAAAAAAGAAAUGAACCUUCCUGAACCAGAAAAUAUCGAGAAUUCCCCUACUUUUGGUCUAAUGCCUUAUUAUUUAGUUGGCGAUGAUGCUUUCCCGCUUCAACAGUGGCUUAUGAAGCCUUAUCCUGGACAGGGUAUAAAAGAGAACCAGUUAAUUUUUAACUACAGAUUGUCUAGAGCACGACGAGUAAUCGAGAAUGCAUUCGGUAUUCUUGCUGCCAGAUGGAGAGUUUUUAUGAAUCCCCUGCAAACAAAUGUCAACAAUGCAGAAACGAUAGUUAAAGCCACAAUAUGA